Argentina anserina (silverweed cinquefoil) is the source of this 2776-nucleotide messenger RNA. RefSeq names its product mechanosensitive ion channel protein 2, chloroplastic. The record is from RefSeq and is a predicted model, not a curated record. Bases 205 to 2391 code for a protein of 728 amino acids. Lineage: Eukaryota; Viridiplantae; Streptophyta; Magnoliopsida; Rosales; Rosaceae. Gene Ontology annotation, biological process: transmembrane transport. Gene Ontology annotation, cellular component: membrane. The transcript is spliced from 14 exons.
UCUCAAUUCCGUCGAAACUCCUUUGAAUUUCAAUUCGUCGUUCCAGAGCUGGUGAGGAUCGUUUACUGGCGUACACUGAUUCUGUGUUGCUGUGUUGGUGAAGAUUGGUUGUUCCCUUUGGAGAUAUUCAGUAUCACUUGCGUUUCUGAAGGCUAGGUAGUAUUGAGUUGUCUUAUGAUCUGACGGACUCUUUGCAAUUAGAGAAUGGUCCUCACUGGUUCAUUGCAACUAUCCCAUGGAUUGGGACUUUGCAAGAAUCAGGGGUACCAGAAACAGUUUAAGAGGGGAAUAGGGUGGGACAGAUUACAUCCAUCAAGCACUGCCCUUACAUCACGAGUCUCGUUUCAGAAACCGGAUUCAUGGAGCAUUGGUUUAUCAGAGAACGUAUACAGGCCCAUACAUACUUCAUCUCACAGAUGUCAGGCGUUUAAAUGCCAUUCUUCUAUAGCAUCAGGCCAAUCAUUUGGCCAACAUGGCUUAGAGACGGCUAGCAUGGUGUUUAAAAGGUCAUAUGAUGUUUUGCAAGGUUAUCCUCUUGUGUUCAAAUUGGUUCCAUCAGUUGGCAUCAUUAUUUUUGCCAUAUGGGGUCUCGCACCACUUGUGCGUCUGAGCAGAAAUCUCAUCCUUAGUAAGAGUGAUAACAGCUGGAAAAAGAGUAACACACACUAUGUUACCAACUCAUAUAUUCAACCUUUGCUCCUAUGGACUGGAGCAAUGCUCAUUUGCAGGGCAUUGGAUCCAGUAGUUCUACCUACAGAAGCUAGUCAGGCAGUUAAGCAACGGCUUUUGGACUUUAUAAGAUCACUGUCAACUGUUCUGUCAUUUGCCUAUUGUUUAUCAAGUUUGAUCCAACAAACCCAGAAAUUCUUUAUGGAGAGCAACGAGUCCAGUGAUACAAGGAAUAUGGGUUUCAGUUUUGCUGGGAAAGCUGUGUACUCUGCUGUAUGGGUUGCUGCUGUUUCCUUAUUCAUGGAGUUGCUAGGCUUCUCUACGCAAAAAUGGCUUACUGCAGGAGGUCUUGGGACAGUCUUAUUGACUCUGGCUGGCCGUGAGAUAUUUACAAAUUUCCUGUCAAGCGCAAUGAUUCAUGCGACCCGCCCUUUUGUUGUUAACGAAUGGAUUCAAACUAAAAUAGAAGGCUAUGAAGUAUCUGGCACGGUUGAGCAUGUAGGUUGGUGGUCGCCAACUAUUGUAAGAGGUGAAGAUCGUGAAGCUGUACACAUCCCAAACCAUAAGUUCACAGUGAAUGUUGUGAGAAACCUCACUCAAAAAACUCAUUGGCGCAUCAAAACUCACCUUGCUAUUAGUCACUUGGAUGUACAUAAGAUAAAUAUUAUUGUUGCUGACAUGCGUAAAGUCUUGUCUAAGAAUCCCCAAGUUGAACAGCAGAGGUUGCAUAGAAGAGUAUUUCUGGAAAACGUUACUCCUGAUAAUCAAGCUCUCAUGAUCUUGAUUUCCUGUUUUGUGAAGACAUCACAUCAUGAAGAGUAUCUCUGUGUCAAGGAAGCUAUACUCAUGGAUCUUCUAAGAGUCAUCAGCCAUCACAAGGCCCGACUUGCCACACCAAUCCGUACAGUGCAGAAAAUGUAUAGUGAUACCGAUUUGGACAGUAUGCCAUUUGCGGACUCAAUGUAUACUCGUGGUGGAGUAUCCCCCAGCCGCCCAUUAUUGCUAAUUGAACCCUCAUACAAAAUAAAUGGAGAGGAUAAAAAAAGAAGUCGUUCAGCGCAGACCAGUGGAGAACGAGAUGGGAAGGCAACAGUGCGGCCAUCGCCUGACCCCAAGGUGGAUGCUAAAGUUGGUGCAACAUCAGUAUCUGAUUCCAAGAGCAGUGAAGCACCAAUUUCUGUGACCAACGGAGAUGCCAGAAUGUCAAUCCCCAAGGAUGACCCCAGUGCUUCAAAGUCAUCUCCUGAUCCCAAAGUAGGUGAUAAAGCAACUGUCAAGUCAAAGUCGAAUUCCAAGACACAUUCCAAAGGUGCAGAAAAGUCUGAUUCUGACUUCAAGGCUGCGGACCUACUAUCUGAACAUUUGACAGAGAAGAUAUCUGGCAGAAAGCAAGGAGAUAAUACUCAGAGCAAUCCUAGUGAUCCUGCAUUGUCCUCAUCUGCAAGUACUGGUGGAUCAAUGACAUCCCCAGUGAAACACGAAGGUGAAAAGAUGCCAGCUGCAGAGUCACCAAUGACAAGACCAGCUCUGGAAGAAAAUAUAGUUCUAGGUGUUGCCUUGGAGGGAUCAAAGAGAACCCUUCCUAUUGAGGAAGAGAUGGCUUCCCCUUCAUCUCACACGGAUACAAAUGAUUUGUCUUCUUUCCGGAAAGGAAAUGCUUCUGAUAAGGGUAAGAAAAAUGAUCAGGUUCCAGCUGGACCAGGUACAAGUUCUGAUGAGUGAUUUAGGAAGGAUUAGGGGAGGCUGUGGCUGUUGACAAGUAACUCUCUUUUAGAUAGUCACCCCAUGCAGCCAUUCUUUUCAAGGCUGUGUUUCACUCUGUACAUUCACUGUAUUCUUUAUUGGUAUUGUCAUUGUUAUAUGGCGCAGCAUUUGUUGGCCUUUUUCAUCGAGCCAUCAACAUACCAAAAAGAAAAACAAGCUUCUGUUGAAUAUAAAUAGUUUACUUUAAAGUUGAAAAUGUGAUCAAGUAAGCCUUUUUGAGGCAAAUCUACUUGGUUUUGUAGGAUUUUUGUUUUGUUUUUGGAAAUGGUCUUGGUUUUAUAUGAUAGUUAAGAGGAUUAUACACAUCCUGGAUUUUCUUGUGCGAGUUUCUUAAGACAGUGAU